UGAGGAAGAGUCAAGUUGGACCGAUUUAUAAUAGAGUGUCUCUCAUCAUAUUUCCCAGCUUCUUUCUCACAGAAUCACAUAGUGAAUUUCGCGAGUGCGUUUUGUCGUUUGGUAUUCCUGGGUGAGGAAGAGUUACACUGUCAGUGCAAUUUCUAUAAACGUGUGCUCUAAGGAUAACACAUAUUCAAAAAAAGGAUUAAUCAAGAGCUGAGUUGUAACUUACAAAGAAUACUCUUAAGCUAGUUUCUGCCGACUUUCGCCGCCCCUUUUCCAACUACAAUGUCAAACACAUCGAGUAAUUCAAAAUGUAUGCAAUUUUUCCGGAGGAACUUACUUACAAUGCUAACCAUUGUGGGUGUUUUUGGUGGCACAAUUGUGGGCCUCCUGCUCAAAAUGGGUUCAGAACAUUGGUCAGAGCGCGAGGUGAUGUAUCUUCAAUAUCCGGGAGAUCUCUUUCUAAGAAUGCUCAAGUGUCUCAUAGUGCCACUGUUAGUGUCAUCUAUAACUAGCGCUAUUGGUGCCUUAGAUUUAAGUAUGUCCGGGAAAAUAGCUACCAGGGCAAUCAUCUACUACUUCACCACAACCAUUUGCGCCGUCAUCCUCGGCAUCAUCCUUGUGUGUUCAAUCCGACCGGGAUCCGGUGGAAUGGUCAAAGAAGUGGAGAAAGGCGCUGUGACCCGGCACGUGCUCACAUCGGAUACCCUUCUGGAUCUUGUGCGGAAUCUCUUUCCACCCAAUUUAGUCCAAGCCACAAUUUUUCAAUACCGUACAAUUUUGGUGCCACCACUCAAUGCCACAAAUGUUCCCCUACAACAAUACAAAAUCACAUCGGAGUUCACCCAAGGCACCAAUGUUCUCGGCCUCGUGAUGUUUAGCGUAGUCCUCGGCGUGACUAUUGGGAAGAUGCGUGACAGCGGAAGGCCCCUUCAGGAGUUCUUCACAGCUCUCAGCGAAGCCAUGAUGAUCAUCACGUCUUGGGUGAUUUGGAUUUCCCCCAUUGGUGUGUUCUUCCUCGUCAUGUCCAAGAUUCUGGAGAUUGAAUCAUUUGGCGAUAUGAUUGGACAAUUGGGAUUCUACUUCCUCACUGUUAUGCUGGGAUUAUUCCUCCAUGGAUUUGGUACAAUUGCGGUCUUGUUCUUCUUGACCACAAAAAGGCUACCAUUUGGUUAUAUCGCAAAGAUGGGACAAGUUUUGGCUACAGCUUUUGGCACGGGUUCCAGUUCUGCCACAAUGCCCAUCACUAUUGGUUGCCUCGAUGACAUGGGAAUUGAUCCUCGUGUGACGAGAUUUGUCAUUCCGGUGGGAGCCACGAUCAAUAUGGAUGGAACUGCACUUUACGAGGCUGUGGCUGCUUUAUUCAUCGCCCAACUGCGUGGAAUUUCCCUCACUUUCGGACACAUUGUGGCCGUGAGUGUAACAGCAACAGCGGCAUCAAUAGGAGCAGCUGGUAUUCCUCAAGCCGGACUUGUAACAAUGGUGAUGGUUUUGGACACUGUAGGACUUCCCGCUGAAGAUGUUACAAUCAUCAUUGCCGUGGAUUGGCUUUUGGAUCGCUUUAGGACGACAAUAAAUGUUAUGUGUGAUGCAUUGGGAACAAUUUUAGUCAAUCACUUAUCGAGAAAGGACCUCAAACAUGAAUUGGACCGAGUCGAUGCUGAGCCACAUGAACUCCAGGAAUUAGGCGCAGGCGAUACACAAAUUAAAGAAUAGAUAAGAUCCCACGUGUACAAAGAUAAUUAAAGAGAGAUUGAAAUUUUAUUUAAGGACUUGUAUAUAUACUUAAUACUUUUCCAAAGCUCAUGAAGCGUCUUAAUUUUGAAAUUGUUUUUCUUACAAUUUCUCUAUGCAUUCUCGAUAUAUUUUUUUACGCACACUCUUCAAGACAAUAACAAAACUCUUUUCGUCUGUCAUCUUUCUCAUUGAACUGCUUUUUUAAUCAAUGUUUGUCAUUGGACAAGUAAAUUUUAUCGAAAAGACACUGAUUAGUCAGUAUAAUGUAAGUGUUGAAAAUACAAUAAUAUGUAAUUUAAAGACAAAAAAAAAUUAUAUGGAAGCAUGAAAAAGUUGUUAUUUGUGUCACAUGAGAGAAGAUUUGUGGAAAUUUAUUGUAAUUUGAAAAAGAAGAGAAAAAAAAAUGAUAGAAAGGAAUAUUAGAUGAGAAUAAUUGUUAAAUGGAAUAGAAAUUUGAUGUUUCCAAUGUUGAUUCCGAAUAAAUGUGUCGCCGUGAGUGAGGCAAAAUA
Messenger RNA from Phlebotomus argentipes, 2240 nucleotides. RefSeq names its product excitatory amino acid transporter 3 (gene Eaat1). Bases 280 to 1710 code for a protein of 476 amino acids. The transcript has 12 exons. Gene Ontology annotation, cellular component: plasma membrane. Gene Ontology annotation, molecular function: neutral L-amino acid transmembrane transporter activity; L-glutamate transmembrane transporter activity; glutamate:sodium symporter activity. Lineage: Eukaryota; Metazoa; Arthropoda; Insecta; Diptera; Psychodidae. Gene Ontology annotation, biological process: L-glutamate transmembrane transport. The record is from RefSeq and is a predicted model, not a curated record.